Molecule: messenger RNA, 951 nt
Organism: Marmota flaviventris (yellow-bellied marmot)
Lineage: Eukaryota; Metazoa; Chordata; Mammalia; Rodentia; Sciuridae
Product: olfactory receptor 51A4-like
Biological process (GO): G protein-coupled receptor signaling pathway
Cellular component (GO): plasma membrane
Molecular function (GO): G protein-coupled receptor activity; olfactory receptor activity
Source: RefSeq, a predicted model, not a curated record
AUGGAGCUUACAAACAAGAGUUGGUUUCAGCCACCUACUUUCCUUCUAACAGGCAUUCCUGGACUGGAGUUUGUACAAAUAUGGAUCUCUAUUCCAGUGGGCUUCAUGUACCUAGUUGCCCUCCUAGGAAACUGCACCAUCCUCUUCGUUAUCAAAACCACCUCCAUCCUUCAUGAGCCUCAGUACAUCUUCCUGUCUAUGCUGGCAGCUACAGAUGUGGGUCUGUCUUUAUCAACUCUACCUACAGUACUCAAGUUCUUCCUCCUGAAUCACAGGGAGAUUGAGUUCCAUUCUUGCCUGGCACAGAUGUUCUUCAUUCAUACCUUCUCCUCCAUGGAGUCAGCCAUCCUGCUGGCCAUGGCUUUUGACCGAUUUGUAGCUAUCUGUGACCCGCUGCACUAUACUGUGGUUUUAACUCCUCCUAGAAUUAUAGGAAUAGGGCUCAUAGCUGUGUUUCGGGGUGUGCUGCUGAUGGUGCCUUUGCCAAUCUUGCUCAAGAGAUUGCCUUUCUGCAAAGGUGUCAUUCUGUCCCAUUGUUACUGCUACCAUCCUGAUGUGAUGAAGCUGGCCUGUGGCUCUGUGAGAGUCAACAUUGUCUACGGACUGUCUCUAGUCCUCUGCUCCUUUGCAAUUGACUCUAUAUUCAUUGUCAUUUCAUACAUCUUGAUUUUGAAAACAGUGCUGGGUGUUGCCUCAGGAGAUGGUCAACUUAAGGCACUUAAUACUUGUGUUUCUCACAUCUUCACUGUCUUUAUCUUUUAUGUGCCCCUCAUUGUGUUGGCCUUAAUUCACAGGUUUGGUACGUUCACAUCUCCUCUUCUCCAUGUCACCAUGGCCAAUCUCUUCCUCUUUCUGACUCCUGUCCUUAAUCCCUUGGUUUAUAGCCUAAAAACCAAACAGAUAAGGUUAGCAAUGCACAAGAUACUCAAGAGCAAGGCAAACUUUAUGUAG